AUUACUUUUUUACCACAAAAUCUUCUUUUUAAAGAAUUUUUUAAAUCUAAAAUAAUAAAUAUAUUUUUUUCUUCCUUACUAUAAAGUUACUCUUUUUUUGUAAAAAAAAAAGCCUUUUUUAUUAAACAUAUUCAUGAAAAAUGUUCCCAUUUCAAGAAGAAUUUGAUGAUUCUUCAGCAACUCGCUGUGCGAACGGUGUUUCUGCUAUCAACAAAUCGAAUGAUUCCUUGGAAGAACAAAAAAAUAAUAAGAUUGAUGAUAUGGAAAAUAACAUGACAACAAAUUUACCCACUUCUACCGAUGAAAAGGAAAUUUCAUCUAACGAAAAAAUCCAGCAACAGAAUGUUAAGGCCUCACAUGAAUCGCAAGAUGACGACGAAGCACGUGCUUUUAGAUCACAAUUUGAUGAAAUUAAAUGUGUAUCAAGAAUGCUUGAAUAUUCCAAAAAUAAUGCUUAUAAUCGAUUCCAAGGACCUGCUGGACGGGUGCCCUCUGCACCUUUACAGAAAAGGACUAAUGUAAUAAAUACGUUUCAUCAAAGAUCGCAUUCUCACUCAACGCAUUCACAGCAGCCCAAUAGGAAUAUGCUAAAACAUCAACGAAGUAUUUCAUCUAUUCAAGGAUUAUCAUUUAACAGAAAUCCAUCUGCGAUGAAAUUUUAUCCUACUCAUGGUUUGCCUUCAACUCCCUCAACUCCCUCAACUCCAUUUACUCCAUAUGGAUCAUAUGGAUCAUAUGGAUUUGAUAAUACCGAUGAUGUGCUUUCUCCAUUACGUCACCCAUUGUAUCACUUUGAUGAUUCAAGUCCUAAUGAUGAUGCAUUGAUGAAAUUUAGAGAUAUAGAGAAUUGCGGCGGAAGAUACGGUUUUAAUAACAGCAGAUUUUCCGGUAAAAUUUAAAAGAAAAAUACGAAUGGGAUGAUUAUUCACCAGGAUAUCCUUCAACACCACUUUCCAACGGUCCAUUUACUCCUCAUCCACUUACUCCUUCUUCUAACUUAUCUCCAAGUACA
Rhizophagus irregularis DAOM 181602=DAOM 197198 is the source of this 1012-nucleotide messenger RNA. Lineage: Eukaryota; Fungi; Glomeromycota; Glomeromycetes; Glomerales; Glomeraceae. The record is from RefSeq and is a predicted model, not a curated record.